GCUCCGCCAGCCCAUGUCUUUCCUCCAGAGCCCCGGAGGUGCAGACCAGUAGCCUGCCAGGGCUGAAGAUGGACAGCAGAAAGCACAUACAGAAGGGCUCCUUGCGGAGAGAGCCAGAAACCCUGAGCCCACCGCAGCACAGACAGCCUUCCCCCCAGGGUGGGCCUAUGGCAGCCUGGAGCCCCCCUGGCAUGCAGAGCAGCACCCAGCAAGGCCUGCAGACUCAGGACUGGGUGGCCGAGCCCGCCGAGGUCCGGCGCCCGAAUCGCCACUGGAGCCUGAGCAUUGACGAGCGCCGGCGGCGGGCCAUGCUGGGCGGCCUGGAGAAGCCGGUGGCCGGGACCCAGACCUACUACAGGGAGAUCGCGCAGGCCGUGUCCCAGAUGGUGUCCGAGGACGUGGACAAGGACGUGCUCAUCCCCCACCCGCCCAGGUCCGCCGAGUCCACCAACGCCUUCCACUCCUUCCUGGCCCGGAGCGCGUCCUUCUGGCCCAGCGCGGCCUCGCGGCAGCGCGCCAACGAGGCGGGGGCCUCCAGCUCGCCCCCCUCCUAA
Molecule: messenger RNA, 554 nt
Organism: Echinops telfairi (small Madagascar hedgehog)
Lineage: Eukaryota; Metazoa; Chordata; Mammalia; Afrosoricida; Tenrecidae
Gene: TEX22
Product: testis expressed 22
Exons: 3
Coding region: 69-554 (161 amino acids)
Source: RefSeq, a predicted model, not a curated record